Pseudopipra pipra is the source of this 13222-nucleotide messenger RNA. RefSeq names its product thyroglobulin (gene TG). The transcript has 48 exons. Bases 4645 to 12975 code for a protein of 2776 amino acids. Lineage: Eukaryota; Metazoa; Chordata; Aves; Passeriformes; Pipridae. Gene Ontology annotation, biological process: thyroid hormone generation. The record is from RefSeq and is a predicted model, not a curated record.
AGUCCAUAACUUAUGUGCAGUCAUUGAUACUCAUUUGUCUACAUUGCAAAGCUUUAAAUGUAUUUUAGCCUGUAGGCAAAUUAUACAGUCAGUAAAUUAUUUUUACAGUACUGAAUUAAUUACUGUGUAGCUAAGUAAGUGGAAGAUUUUUCUAUUCCUGAACUGCUUUGGUGUUUAACAAUUUCAAGGUUUGCGUUUUGCAAUGCACUGGCUUCUUAAAAAACAAUGUCUUUUCAGCAUGUUCACAGUGAUGGCAUCUCUUCUUGUGGGCCUUCUAAGGGUGUUUUGUGCCUUUGUACAGUGUCAUUUACAAAGUAACUUCAAUUUGCUUUUAAUGAUUUAUUUUAAUAUUGCCCGCAAGCUGUUCCGCACUCUGCUGUGGUAGAAAAUAAAUAAGCCAACAGUGAUAAGAAGGUUCUUCUCUUAGACAUCCUGUGGACCAGGGCACAAAUGGCAAGCAGCAGAUGAAUGAAAUUGGACAGAAUCUCAGUGAGUUACUGAUACAGAAAAAUUGUUCUGUUGUUCACAUUAAAAAAAGAUAUGAUCGUAAAUGUAGCCAACUUGAAAAUUUUAAUUCUGAAACAUUUUAAUCAUUGUUUAAGGGACCCUCCCAAAAUGGUCUCUCAAAUUUAAGGUGCAAGGCCAAAUUCAGAUCUUGGAGCAAUACACCAAAACGCUUUUUUUUUUUAAUUAGCAGAGUUUUUAAAGAUGAGGUUUCCUGAGUCAGGCCAACCAUCUGGUCAGCCCAGUGUCUUAUGUGCAGUAGAAACAAUGUCAUAUCUGUACAAAUUGGCCUUUCCCUAAAUAAAUCUUUCACUUCUGUUAAACUGAGGUUUCCCUUACCAAAAUUUUUAUGAAGUCCCAUCAGUUUAAACACUCCCUGACAGGCUUGUGCUCCUUAAUCCAUCUUUUUUCAUUGGUGGCUUACUGAAUUCACACCUUUAUUGUGUGGCAGGGAUUGUGUUUGUCCUUGAACUUCUUUUCUGACUCCAUUGGCUCUAUAUCAUUGCCUUCAGUUCAGAGAAGGUUAAUUGUUGCAUUAUUGAAAAGACCCAAAGUAGUUUUGUCCCAUCAACACUCAGAGUUUGGCACCCUGUUACUGCCCUUGUGUGACUGGUGGUGACUUUUCUCACUGCAUCAGCUUGUGUUUGUCAAACAUUCAGUUGAUUCAAGGUGCAAAUCCUUUGUGUCACUGCAGGUUGCAAAUCUGGCUCCUGCUUGGGAUUUCAAGCCAACUUGCAUCCUAGUUGUUGUGAAAAUAAAUAUUUUUCUACUUUGAAUCACUGUGGUACUAUUUGAUAGAGGACAAUUGUAUUAUCUUCAAUGAGUAAGAUUUUACCUGGCCUAGAAAUGGUUGAUUUCUCCAGGGACAAAUGCAAAUUCAAAUGUUCUUAUGUGGGCUUCUUUAGGUUCUUCUGUCACCAAAGGCAUUUUUCUCCUAUGCUAAAUUAUAAUUAAAAACAAUUGACAAGUCCUGUACCCACUUUUCUGAUCUAGCCAAGUUUAGCAUGGAAGUUAUUGGAACUUCCCCAUUCUUUCAAUUUGAAGAAUAUGUCAUGUAUAAAGUGACUGAAAGGUGUAUUAUCUGAGGCUGUCAUCCUGUCAUCUUUUAAUUUUGCAUCACAUGAGGACUUUAAUCAGAGAUGAUAAAGAUAAGUGCUUCACAAGGUCUUGGAAAGAAAUGUACUGACUGUAAACCUUAGUUGUCUAUCUGUAAGUGUAAGAAAUGGUCUUAGUCUUGUUUUUACAUAGUUUUCCUAAAAUGUGUGAGAGAACUAUCUGAUAUUGGUGCUUUAUUUAACACAGAACAAUUUAUUAUUUUUAAAUAAAUGAACUGAUUGAUAUGGGCAUGAUUUCACAGUGUUUUCAGUUCUUAAAAUUUUUUGCUUCCAAUUUGCUGCCUCAUUCAAGAGGCUCCCUCAAGUUUUCUUAAGCUAAGGUUGACUUCUCAGGCUCAAGUUUUAUUUGGGUAAGAGUAACUUUUUUGUGUCUAUAGAUGUCUGUGUAUUCAUAUACAGGAAUCAUUUAUCCUUGGGCUUUUUGACAUGUAAAAACUGCAGUUGCACAGACCAUCUCUUCUGCAAAGAAAGUGUAUGCAAAACUGGAACAACGAAUAAAUGUCUGCUUCUCCCUUGAGGUUUGUGAUUUCAGUGUCUCCUCUCACUGACCUUUGUCUUUCCCCCAGCAGUUCUAGUUUGUAGUAGCUUUUGCCAAUGUGUGCUGUAGCUUUUCCCUCAUUUCCAGCACUAGAGCAAUGAUUUUGAAGACAUGAUAGUUCUAAGGCUUAAUGGUCUCGGGGACUUUUUUUGCUUACUCCUUUUCUGCCCUUCAUUGGUGAGCUAAUUUAAGAUACUAUUCCUUUUUUUCUCAGAUGCUAAAAAUAGAGGUAAAUUCCAUUUUCCCUUCACUGAAGGUCAUGCAAAGCUUUUCUUGGUUUGUAUUUGUUCAGCCACAGACAAGUGCCUCUUUUUCUCUGAUGAAUGUGAAUUGCACAUAUUGCUCUGUAAACAAAUUUUUUUUCGUUUUUAAUCCAUGGGCUAUUACAUCCCCUUGAACGUGCAUGUACCAAGAUGCCCACCUUGGUUUGACGCACAUCUAGAAGUGGUUUAAGGGAUGCAAAUUGCCAAAAUUCCUUUUCUUACUUUGUUUUUUUAAGAGGUUUCUGAGACUUGGUGGUUCUGCCUAACUCAGAGGUUGUUUUCUGAGUGUUUCAGAAGGAAAUAAAAGUCAUCUUGGGAACCUACACUAUUCAGAUAUUGUGAAUUUGUGCUUCUUUCUGUUAGUAAUAGCUCUUUGAUACCUUCCUGGCUUCCUGUCUGCCUUAAUCCAUUAUCAGCCUUUUGUAGCAAAGAAUAAAGGAGGAAAGUGAGUAGUGACCUUAAUAAGCUUGCUUCUCUCCCCUUUUGCUGUGCAAGGAACCUGAAUAACACUUUUCUAAUAACUUUAGAAAAUUGGAUUGAAUCAGUAUCACACACCCAACACACUCUGGUUGUGUGUUCCAUUGUGGUGCCUGUAAGCACAGUUCCUGCUGCCCCUGGAGAGCCUGUGUCACUGGGCUGGACUGUUUCCGGUUGCUUCCGUGUGUCUGCCCCACUGCAUGGGGGUCAGACAUGAACCUGAUGCUCUUGAAGCACCCUUGAGUCAGAAAUAUAUGUCAUGGUCAAACUUUACUUCCUUCCUGAUUUAACCACCCUAAUCUUAAUAAUGGCUAUUUCAACAGAUUGCUUUGCUCUGCAUGUAUUUCCCCUACAAAUGCUGUGCUAAUCCAGAAAUUCAGUUUCUGUCUGUUCCUGCUCAGUCAGGGCUGUUACAGGAUUUGUUGUCUUUAUGCCUCUAAAGGUUGCCAUUUUGUGAUCUGUCAUCUGCAUUGGCCAUGUUCUUCAUCUUUUCUCAGCUUGAUCUUCUGACAAACUAUUGACUUUUCUCAAGUCAAGAGUAGGUUGCUUGAAAGUAAAUUCCAAAUAUAGUCCCACUCAUUUUUAAAAGCCUAGUCAUGCUAAAUCAAACUCGUGCUGCUGUUUGAGAUCAUAUUUACCGUGUACAUCAAAUCCCAUGGCAUGGCAGUGGUCUACGGCCCACACAGGAGGAUGCUUGGAUCACUCUUAGUACAGUGUUGGUCUGGAGGAGAGUGUCAGUAGAUAGAGUUAUUUCUAGACUGUCUAGUACCCAUGAAUCACAAACAAGAGUGCUGCUUUCACUUUUUAUUGAAAUCCACCCAAAUCCAACUUCAAAUAUGUACUGUUAUUAUUUACCUAAUUAUUUUGGGCUUAUUUGUCCAACCACCUUUGUACAAGUGAGGGUCGGUUCUCAUUAUUCCUGGUGCAACUAAAUGCUGACUCAUAAGAGGUGGACAAUUAAGAAGUGAUACUCUGGAACCAAGGAAAUAAUAUUUCUGACAUAUUUUAGGUUGAGGAUCUUGCAUGCAAUUAGUAUCAAAAAGCUUGGCUUAACAAGCUUUAUGGUCAUAUAGAUGUUAUAGCUGGAGAAUAGCCCAAGAAGCAAAGCUGCUUCUGUCAGAUUCUUGACUGUGUUAAAGUGCAUGGUGCAAAUGAGAGUAAAGGCCAAAGACUGAAUGUGGUUGACUCUGACCCUCAAUUCACUUCAGUCAAUGGAGCUGCAUCCAUCCUGUUUUUCACUUAAUAAAUAACCACAUUAUGAAUUCUAUUUACUCCUAAUGCUGCAGCACUCGCAGGCCUAACUCUCACCUGUCCCUCAGCAGGCUCAGGCUCUCUGGGAAUGCAAAAAGGUGCACUUCUAAUAGUGAGAACAGAUACUGUUUGCGCCCCAGUGCAGGUGAGAGCCAGAGCUCUGCCUGGGGUCGUGUCAAUGUGCUCAAUUUGCUUGUUGAUGUAACUGAGUCCCCCCCUGCCACCUGCUGUGCCUGCUGCCACUUGUUCUCCUCUCCACUGACCGGGCUCAGUCGUGCUCCCUGGAGCGGGGAUGAGAACUGGCUGAGGAGAACCACGAGGGCAGUUCCAGGUGAACGAGCCUCUUGCAGUUUUCUCAGAAGCAUCGUGUGCGUCACUCACCCAAUUUUAUGCCCAGUCUACUAGCACUUAAGUGAACCCAUCCAUGUGGUGGUUGCUAUAAAAAGGCAGGUGAAGGCCACACGGGGUGCACAGGGCUGCCUCCCUGACAGAAGGCAUGGAGCAAUCCCGUCGCGAGAUGGGAUCCAUCCCAUUUUACGCCCUUCUUUGCUGCUUUACUAGCAUAGUAACAGCCAAUAUAUUUGAGUAUCAGACGGAUUCCCAACCACUGCGUCCAUGCGAACUUCAGAGGGAAAAGGCUUUUUCAGCAGGAGAAGCCUACGUUCCUCAGUGCUCAGAAGAUGGCCAGUUCAGGACAGUCCAGUGCAGUAGGAAUGGUCUCUCCUGUUGGUGUGUGGAUGAGAAUGGUGUUGAGGUACCUGGCAGCAGACAGAGUGGAUAUCCCAUAUCUUGCUUGUCCUUUUGCCAGCUGCAAAAGCAGAGGAUCUUGGUGAGUCGAUACAUCAACAGCAGCAGCAUCUCCUACCUCCCUCAGUGCCUGGAUUCAGGGGCUUUUGAUGAGGUGCAGUGUGACAUGGAGCUGGGGCAGUGCUGGUGUGUAGAUCCAGAAGGGAUGGAGAUUUAUGGCACCAGGCAAAGAGGAAAGCCAGCACGGUGUCCAGGGAACUGUGAGAUCCGAGACCGUCGCAUUCUGCAUGGGUUUGGGGAGAAGAGCCCCCCCCAGUGCUCAGCAGAUGGAGAGUUUCUGCCUGUCCAGUGCAAGUUUGUCAAUACAACAGACAUGAUGUUUUUUGAUCUUGUUCAUAGUUACAACAGGUUCCCAAGGGCUUUCCAGGCAUUCAGCUCCUUGAGGGAGAAGUUCCCGGAGAUCUCUGGGUACUGUCACUGUGUGGACAGCCUGGGGAGGGAGUUGGCAGACACUGGCUUGGAGCUGCUGCUUGAUGAGGUUUACGACACAGUUUUCUCCGCGGCAGAGCCUGCCCGCACUUUCUCAGAGACCGGCGUCUAUCGGAUCCUCCAGAGGCGGUUCCUGGCAGUUCAGCUGGCCACCUCUGGAAAGUUCAGGUGCCCCUCGAGGUGUGAGGCUGAGCGUUUCGCGGCCCUGCGCUACCAGCACCCCUUCGUGCCGUCCUGCACCGCCGACGGGGGCUACGAGCCACUGCAGUGCCAGCAGGGAGGACAGUGCUGGUGUGUGGACACCAAGGGGCAAGAGGUCCCAGGCACAAAGAGACGAGGACAACCCCCAGCCUGUGGUGAAGAACAAGGGUGCAUCUCUGAGAGGCGACGGGCCUUGACGAGGCUCUUUUAUGGCCCUGCUGGAUACUUCAGUCAGUCCAGUUUGUUUUCCACACCAGAUAAGCAGAUGGAAAAAACAGCUGGCUUUUCAAGACCUUGCCCUCCUUCCUUCAAGGAGCUGUUUCUGGGCUCUGGAUUGUCAUCCCCAGUUGCACAAAGCCCAUUUGUCAACCAGACUUCUGGGUUAGAAACUACCCUUAGUGAAGCCAUCACGGGGAUGUUCCCGUCAAGGGAGCUGGCUCAAGUGGCACUACAAUUUACUGCCAAUCCAAAGCGUUUCCAGGAAAACCUCUUCGGAGGAAGGUUCUUGAAGAAUUUGAUCCAGUUUAACUUCACAGGGGCACUUGGCACUAGUGGGAAAUACAGCAUUGGCCAAUUUUUCCAACAGGAGGAUGUGUCAGAGAGGAAUAACAGCCAAAGCCCUCUGGAAUCACCUGAGGCAUUUUCAUUGGAGGUAUCAAAGGGGAGUUCCAUUUUGAGUAAACCUCUUGUAGGCAGCUUUGGCCGCAUAGUAACUCUACAGGACAAUCAGAACAUGAUGAAAUUCCUUUCCUCUGUUCUGGAACUGCCAGAGUUCUUUACUUUUCUUCAACAAGUGAUUUCUGUCCCCAAAUACGUUGCUGAAGAUUUAGGUGAAGUGGUGAAACUAGCAUUGGGAUCCAAAGACUGUGGUGAGGAGCCAAGGGAUCUGUUUGUUCCAACAUGCACCAAGGAAGGGAGGUAUGAAGAAGUUCAGUGCUAUGCAGGAGAGUGCUGGUGCUUGGACACUUCAGGUAAGGAAAUUCCAGGCUCAAGACUUCCAGGCAAACGUCCAAGGUGUCCCACUGAUUGUGAGAAGCAAAGGAGAAACCUGCAAAACCUGAAGCAAAGUCUGCCUGCGGGAUCAGACCUUUUUAUUCCCUCUUGUACCAAGGAUGGAGACUUUCUGCCACUCCAGUGUUAUGGGACAAAUUGCUUCUGUGUUGAUUUGAAUGGCAAGACUAUUCCAGGAAUAAGAGGAAAAGCUGGAAAGCCAAUGAAAUGCCCAAGUGCUUGCCAAGUUAAAGCUGGUCAGGAGUUUCUAAAGGCUGCAAAGCUCCUGUUGUCAGAUCCAGGCGCUGUGUCCCAGCUCUCCAGCAUUUACCUCCCACAGUGUGAUGCAGAGGGUGCCUGGAGGCAGGUGCAGUGCAGUGGCCCUCCCGAGCAAGCCUUCGAGUGGUACGAAAGGUGGAUUGCAGAGAACAACGAGGGCAAACCCCUGCCCAUUGCUGAUCUAUUGAACAUCGUAUCUGGAUAUAAAGAGGCAUCAUCUAAAGGCUUUUCAGCUUUUGCUAAAGCUUUGUAUGAGGCUGGGCACCAGAAUGUCUUUCCCACAUUUGCCAUGUAUUCCUCCUUCACGGAUCUCCCACCUGAAGUGCUGGAGGGAAACUUGACCAGUGCAUCUCAGAGCAUUUUGCUGGAUCCAUAUACUUUCUGGCAGCUUCUGAAUGAGCAGCUGACAUAUUACCCAGGACCCUAUACUGAUUUCAGUGCUCCAUUAGGCCACUUUGAACUUCGUGAUUGCUGGUGUGUUGAUAGCAAAGGAGAAGAGCUGCAAGGAACAAAGGCAGGAGUGAACCAGGUUCCUGCAUGUCCUGGUAUAUGUGAAGGUGUGAAGCAGAAAGCCAUGAAAUUCAUGGAGGAGGCAGAGCAGCUCAUCUUAGCCUCAAAUGAGUCCCACUUUGCUUUUGGAGAGAGCUUCUUGAUGGCAAAAGGGAUACAGCUCACAGACAGGGACCUCCUGCGCUCUGCUCGGCCCUAUGAGUCACAGGUGCUGGACUCCCAAAAGCUGCUCUCAGGCAGUGACUCUGCUCUCCAGCUGGCUGCAUGGUCAGUCCUGCGCUUCUAUUGGCAGACUCACUUUUCUUCAAAAGGUUCUGCUGGGGAAGCAGCACAGCUGGGAUUUCUCCCUUACAUCCCACAGUGUGAUGGCCUGGGAAACUGGGAGCCAACUCAGUGCUAUGAGAGCACAGGUCAUUGCUGGUGCGUGGAUGAGAGAGGACGUUAUGUCAUGGAUUCCUUGGUCUCACGCUCAGCAGAACUUCCCAAAUGCCAGACUUCAUGUCAGCGGUCUCAAACCAAUGCAUUAAUUUCCAGCUGGAGACAGAGCGGCUCAAAGGUGGAUGUGUCUGCAGCUGAUCUAUUCAUCCCCAACUGCCUUGAGACAGGCGAAUAUGCUGUGCUACAGAGAUCUGACACAGGUAUUUGGUGUGUGAAUCCUGCGUCAGGAGAAAUAUUUCAGCGUGGCAGCAAAGCCUUGGAUGGCAAUCCUGAGUGUCCCAGUUUCUGUAAUAUGCUGAAGUCUAAAGCUGUUUCACGAGACUCUGCCAAAGGCUACAUCCCACAGUGUGAAGGAGGGGAUGGGAGUUUCUCACCUGUGCAGUGCAGCCAGGGUCAGGAGAGCUGCUGGUGUGUCUUUGACAAUGGAGAGGAGGUGCCAGGGACACGAGUGAGUGGAGGAAGACCAGCAUGUGCAAGUCCGCAGUGUGCUCUGCCCUUCGGUGCCUCUUCUAUUCCCAACGGAGCUGUACUUUGUGAAAACAUUUCUGGACAAGCUCCAGGUGUCCAGCAGUGCCAGCUGGUGUGUCGUCGGGGCUUCCACAGUGCCUCUUCCAGCACCUCCUUCCAGUGUGAUGAGCAGCAGCGGCGGUGGGUCCAGGCUGCCCCACUCCUCCAGGCCUGCCAGAAGCUCCAAUUAUUCCAGACGGUCCAAGCUCAAACACACUUUCAACUACUCCUGCCUCCUGAGAAUACAUGUAGUUCUGACUACUCUGGAUUACUCCAGGCAUUCCAGAUAUUUAUUUUAGAUGAGUUGAAGGCUCGUGGUUUAUGUCACCUUCAGGUAAAUGCAUUUGGGAAUACUGGCUCAGUUUCUGUCUGUGAUGAUUCCACUGUCUAUGUUGAAUGCCUGAGCACAGACCGCCUGGGAGUGAAUGUCACGUGGAGGACUCAGCUGGAAAACAUCCCGACAGCUUCUCUCCCUGAUUUACAUGAUAUUGAAAAUGCAAUUGUUGGGGAAAAUCUCAUUGGAGCAUUUAUAAAAGAGAUAAAGGAUGGUGAUUUUCUGCUGCAUUUGGACUCCAAGCAGUUCCUAGCAGAUUCUGUGAUUGAUUUUCCCCGGGAUGAAGCAUUUGAUCUGUCUCCACGUGUGCAGCUAGGAUGUAGAAGUGGGUUUCGAAGAAUUUCAUCUCCUGGAAAAGCAGUCCCAAAAUUGCAAGGAUGUGUUGUUUGUCCUCCGGGCAGUUAUUUCCAGGGCAAUGAAUGCAUUCCCUGCCCUCUUGGCUACUAUCAGGAUCAGACAGGACGUUCCUCCUGUAUCAAGUGUCCUGGGGGCAAAACUACCAACUCCUAUGGGGCAAUCAGUACUGAUCACUGCAUCACAUAUUGUCAGAGCAAUGAGCAGGGUCUGCAAUGUGAUGAAGAUGGCCAGUAUAGACCUUCCCAGAAAGACCCUGACACUAAGAAGUACUUCUGUGUCAAUAACUUUGGAGCAGCACUGGACUGGCCUGGAACAGAUGAUCUCCUUACAGAUGACCAGUGCAUGGUGCUCAGAAAAUUUGAGAGAGUUCCUGCCUCCCGUCUGAUUUAUGGAUCAGAAGAAGCUCAGAUUCUUCAGUCUCAGUCAUUUGGAGGAGACCUGCAAAGUACAUAUUUUCAGUGCAUUUCAGGCUGUGAGAAGGAAGAUGCGUGUGGCUUUGCAAUUGUAACUCCUGCUGGUGCUGAAGUUCUCUGUGAAUUAUACAGUACUGCUGAAGUCAACUUCAACUGCACCACCUCUGGAUUAGUACAAGGUGUUUUGGGGAACCCUUCUGCCACUGGCAUUGGUGGCCUCAGCUGCCUGUUUCAUAUCAGGAAUCCAGAAAGAGAUGCACUGAUGGUCUAUUUGAAGAGAGAACAGGAAUUUACCUCAUCUGGACUCAAGGCCUUUGAGAGGACUGGUUUUCAGAACGUGCUGUCUGGCGUGUACCGCUCCGUGGUGCUCUCAGCUGCUGCUGCAUCGCUGACUGACUCUCAGCUCCUGUGUCGGCAGCUCUGCAGUGGGGACUCCUGCUGCGACGGCUUCAUCCUGAGCCAGACUGCACUGGAUGGAGGUACCAUUCUGUGUAGUUUGCUGAGCUCCCCAGACGUGCUGAUCUGCAAUGGAAGUGUCUGGAGUCCGACACCAAACUCUGUCAUAGGUGGGAUAUGUAAUGGUGUGAGCUAUGACGAGAAGGAGAAGACAUUUUCCUUUACCCUGGGAGGACAAGUGUUCAGUGGAACUUCCCAGUUGGUGAAAGAGACUGAAAGAAAUUUUACUACCUUUCAGCAAGUUUACCUGUGGAGAGAUUCUGAUAUGGUCACCCGGACUAAAACCUCUGCAUGUGGUGCUUCUGCUGCUUUGAAGACAGAGAAUGACUUAGCAUUGUCAGAUGCCACAAAGGAUCUUUUCUACCUAAUGGACAACAGCCAAAUACAAAGUGACCAGAACUAUUCUCUCCCUUACCAGCAGUAUUGGAUCUUCAGUCAGAAAUACUCAGCUGAGGAAGCUGUGCUUUGGUGCCUCACACGCUGUGCCCAAGAAGAUGAGUUUUGCCGAAUGGCAGAUCUUCAAAACACCACAGACAAAUACUUUGUGUGUACCCUCUAUCCAGAGGCACAGAUUUGUGACAGCAGCAUUGAUCAAACACCAGGGAACUGUCCAACUGUGCUACCCCGGCAACCACAGACACUGUAUCGUAAAAUAGUCACUCUUCAAAGUUCAGUGAAGAGCUUCUACACACGUGUGCCAUUCCAGAAAGUAACAGGAAUCUCAGUGAGGAAUAAGACUGACAUGAGCAGAAAAGCUGUUUCAGAUGGGUUUUUUGCGUGUGAGCGUUGGUGUGAUGCUGACCCGUGUUGCACAGGAUUUGGCUUUUUUAAUGACUCCCAGCUGUCAGGUGGAAAGAUCGUGUGCGUGACUCUGAACAGCCUUGGAAUCCAGACAUGUGCUGAGGAAACAAGAAGUGCUUGGCGCAUUUCAAACUGUAAUUCACCAGAUGCUGAAGUCAGAAUACACCCAUUUGGCUGGUAUCAGAAGCCUGCUGACUUGAAGAGCACCAUGCCUGACCUCUGUCCACCUGUUAGUUUGCCUCUCAGGCCAGAAAGUGAGCUUUUGGAUGUAUGGCAACCCUUAAAUAUGUCCUCUGUUCUUGUGGAUUCAUCCAUCUCAAACUUUGAAGUUGUGCAAGUUAGUAGAGACAUAUCCAAUGACUUCUCCACUGCCAGAGACUUUUGCCUGUCUGCUUGUUCAAAGAACCAGUCAUGUACAGUGGUUACACUAGAAAUCCAGCCUUCAGCAAUAAGAUGCGUUUUCUACCCUGAUACACAAAUCUGCACACACGGCCUGCAAGGACACAGCUGCCGGGUUUUACUCAAAGAACCUGCUGCCUAUAUCUACAGGAGACAGGAUUUAUUCCUGCCCAUUUCUGAAUUGGAUUUGACCCCAUCUGUGUACAUCCCGUCCCAUGGAAAUCUGGUGGGCAAAUCCCAGGUGAUCCGCAUUGGCUCAGAAUGGAGAAAUAUCAGCCAGUUCCUGGGGGUCCCAUAUGCUGCCCCUCCCCUUGCAGAGAGGCGCUUCAAUCCUCCAGAGCCCUCUGCUUGGGUGGAAACCUGGAAUGCCACGGUGGCUCGGGCAGCGUGUUGGCAGCCAGGAGAUGGAGAGGCCCCGCCACAGUCUGUCAGUGAAGACUGCCUGUAUAUGAACAUCUUUGUUCCUGCCACCUCUGUCAAAAAUAUGUCUGUGUUGCUGUUCUUCCACAAUGGAGGGAGUUACAGUGCUGAGGAGGGAAAGACAACUCUGGAUGGAUCCUACCUCGCUGCCAUCGGUAACGUCAUUGUCGUGACAGCAAACUACCGGGUCGGUGUCUUUGGCUUCCUUAGUACUGGUUCUGCUGAGGCGAGUGGGAAUGCUGGACUUUUGGAUCAACUGGCAGCUUUGAAGUGGGUGCAGCAGAACAUUGCUGGCUUUGGAGGAGACCCCAGCAGGGUUUCUUUGGGAGCUGACCGUGGUGGGGCAGAUGUCACCAGCAUUCACCUGCUCACAGAGACAGCGGAUACUGACCUUUUCAGGAGGGUGUUGUUGAUGGGAGGUUCAGCUUUUUCUCCAGCAUCCAUUAUUACCUCAAGAAGAGCACAGACCCAAGCAGCAGUCCUGGCUGAAGAUGUGGGAUGCCCUUCAUCCACCAGUGAGGGAACUGUAGCCUGCCUCCGCCUGUUGCCUGCUCGUGUCCUCAAUGAUGCACAGACUAAGCUGCUAGCUAUAAGUGGCCCAUUCCAGUACUGGGGGCCAGUGGUGGAUGGAAUUUACCUGCAGGAACCUUUAGCCGAAGCCCUGCGGCGCCCUCAGCUUCGGAAAGUAGAUCUGCUCAUUGGAAGUGCUCAGCAAGAUGGGCUCAUCAGCAGAGCUAAGGCAAUUAAGAAAUUUGAAGAAAGUCAAGGAAGAGCCAACAGCAAAACAGCCUUUUAUCAGGCUCUGCAAAAUUCUCUAGGAGGAGAAGAGUCCAACUUGUUCAUUGAAGAUGCAGCUACAUGGUAUUACUCCCUCGAACAUUCAACUGAUGAUUAUUCAUCCUUUUCCAGGGCUUUGGAAAAUGCUACUCGUGACCAGUUUAUCACAUGUCCCAUCAUAAACAUGGCCAGUUACUGGGCUGCUGCCUCUCGAGGAAACGUCUUCAUGUACCAUGUACCUGAGAGCUCCUCACAGAGCAGCUCAGGUCAGGAGCUCUUGCUGGAUGUUCAGUAUGCAUUUGGUCUACCAUUCUACCCGAAGUAUGAAGAACAAUUUACUCUGGAAGAAAAGGGUCUUUCCUUGCAAAUUAUGCAGUAUAUCUCCAAUUUUGUGAACUCUGGAAAUCCAAACUACUUUCAUAGUUUCUCGAGAAGGAUGUCAGGGGUGAUGCCCCUCUGGCCUUUGUAUCUGUCAAGUGAUGAUGGUGAUAACUACAAGGAGUUCACUGUUUCUUUACCAACACUUAAAGGAUUGAAAAAAGCAGAUUGUUCCUUUUGGUCUGAUUAUAUCAGAAGGCUGAAAGCAUCCACAGGAAGUGCAAGUGAUGGAGAAUCAUCUGGUGAAAACAGCCCUAGUGAAGCUCCCAGUGAAGGACUUUCCUCCCUGGAGAGCCAGCCCCUGGGAGACAAAGUGUCUUACAGCAGAUAGGAAAUCACAGUGCUAUCGGAUGGGUUUGUCACAUGUUGUACAUCCACACAACCAUCUCACACCGAAUGAACAAGCUGCUUCCUUUAGUUAACUUUCUGAACAAGUAAAGUAGACUUCUCAAUAAGGUAGUUUUUCAAGAAAAUUGAUGAAUAUGGCACAAAAUAAACACUACAGCUAUUGUGUAAGGUCAAAAGAAACUGUAAUUUGAAAAAUGAAGUAUCAAUAAAAACUGCAAAACCAAAACAAA